Molecule: messenger RNA, 1410 nt
Organism: Psammomys obesus (fat sand rat)
Lineage: Eukaryota; Metazoa; Chordata; Mammalia; Rodentia; Muridae
Gene: Atp6v1d
Product: ATPase H+ transporting V1 subunit D
Exons: 9
Coding region: 167-910 (247 amino acids)
Cellular component (GO): proton-transporting V-type ATPase complex
Molecular function (GO): proton-transporting ATPase activity, rotational mechanism
Source: RefSeq, a predicted model, not a curated record
CAGCCGGAAGUGGGGACGGGUUUCCUUGUGGCCUCUUAGCAACGCGAGGGGUCAGGUGACAGCAUCAGCUGACUCCGGUGGAGGAAGGCCCUGCGGCAGCCAGUUCUGGAGGUGUUGCCGUCCCGAUUGCCCGGCCGGGGUCCCGAACCGAACUGUCACCGUCAGGAUGUCGGGCAAAGACCGGAUAGAAAUCUUCCCUUCGCGAAUGGCACAGACCAUCAUGAAGGCUCGAUUAAAAGGAGCACAGACUGGUAGAAACCUCCUGAAGAAAAAGUCUGAUGCCUUAACUCUUCGAUUUCGACAGAUCCUGAAGAAGAUAAUAGAGACUAAAAUGCUGAUGGGUGAAGUGAUGAGAGAAGCUGCCUUUUCAUUGGCUGAGGCCAAAUUCACAGCAGGGGAUUUCAGCACCACAGUUAUCCAAAAUGUAAACAAAGCCCAAGUGAAGAUCAGAGCAAAGAAAGACAAUGUAGCAGGUGUUACCUUACCAGUGUUUGAACAUUACCACGAAGGAACUGACAGUUAUGAACUGACUGGUUUAGCCAGAGGUGGGGAGCAGCUGGCUAAACUAAAGAGGAAUUAUGCCAAAGCAGUGGAACUACUGGUGGAGCUAGCUUCCCUGCAGACUUCCUUUGUUACUCUGGAUGAAGCCAUUAAGAUAACCAACAGGCGUGUAAAUGCCAUUGAACAUGUCAUCAUUCCCCGGAUUGAACGCACCCUUGCCUAUAUCAUCACAGAGCUGGACGAGAGAGAGCGAGAAGAAUUCUAUAGGUUAAAGAAAAUACAGGAGAAGAAAAAGAUUAUCAAGGAAAAAUUUGAGAAGGACUUGGAGCGGCGGAGAGCAGCUGGAGAGGUGACAGAGCCUGCCAACCUGCUGGCUGAAGAGAAGGACGAGGACCUGCUGUUUGAGUAGCUGCCCUCUUCUGCUCCCUUCAGACCCAGCACCAGCUCCAUUGUAACUCAGUGUGUAGGUUCGGUAUGUGUGGAUAUUUAUUUGGCAUAAGAAUUUCCCCGGCUGUAAGAGUUAUCAGGAUGCCCCCAUGAGACUAUUUUUCCUGCAUAAUAACUCAGCAACCACUUAAUCACAGUUGAAUGAGAUUUGUAAAACCUGCCCAGCAACUCAAAGAAUUUCUUCUGUGAAAGUGUCUUAUGAUUCUAUUUAUAGUAGUUUGACUAAAAACUUUAGGAAGUACUUAUUAAAAACAUUCAUGGUCUCAGCCAGUUGCUGUGACAGCCUUCAUUCCUACCCACUUGCAACCUUGCCACUGUUGUGUGAGACCACAAAGCCAUUGUUGUGUUACUGUGGACUCCUCAGCUCUACACUUAUUUUUCUUUGCACGACAAGUCUGUGUAACAGGCAGUUCUCCCCAUUUAAAUGUGACUUGUGAACAUAGUAAAAUGAUUUAAAAAACA